Penicillium macrosclerotiorum is the source of this 792-nucleotide messenger RNA. RefSeq lists its product as uncharacterized. The record is from RefSeq and is a predicted model, not a curated record. Bases 1 to 792 code for a protein of 263 amino acids. NCBI's taxonomy places the organism in Eukaryota, Fungi, Ascomycota, Eurotiomycetes, Eurotiales, Aspergillaceae. The transcript has a single exon.
AUGGCCAGGCGCCUUGCUAGUCGUGUGGUCGGCUAUACCACACUAGCCACCGCCGCUACAGCUUACGGCGUGCACUGCGGGCUCUCCUAUCUAGAAGAAAAAUAUCCAAAUCUAUCACCACAUAGCGUCACAAGUGCCGACCUCACCAGACCACAUAUACCGAACCAACAGCGCGUCGCAUACACCGACAUCUUUGCGGCGCGGAUACCUGUCGCAGCCCUCAAGGUGCGAGCACGCUGCACGGACCGGGACACUCAAACAUCAUUGGAGAACAUAUGGGCUCGGUCUAUCCUUGGUGGCCGUAUUCUAAGCACUGAAGCAUCGGUUAUCGGUUUUCUGACGACUGGCAAGUACCAGCCUGGUGACGUGGGAGACGACGGGUUCGCAGCCGAUUCAAGGAGCCCGCAGAAAUUACUUCACGGCGUCGCUACCACGCAACAGGCUCCGGGCAUAGACCGGGAGGGCUAUGGGUUACUAAUCUCCUGGAUCAUGUCUGAUGAGCCACGGCUGUUCUUUGAGAAGAUCGCGCGCUGGGGGUAUCCGUGGCGACUGAUGUCUGGCGGACGGCAUGAGAUGAGCGUGUCGCGGCCAUAUACUGUAGAUGGACAGUGUGAUUUUGUGGAUGUGCGGUUUGCAUCUGCGCAUGACUAUGAGAUUAUCGAGAGCGAAGGGCCUGACGGACAGAAGAUCAUCCCGAUGUGGGUAAUGAGGCUUCAUGCUGGGUAUGCGCGACUCAUACUUGAUACCGCGGUCCGGGAGGUGCUGCAAGACUAUCAGACGAGCCGACAAUGA